AUGCCAAUAUAUUCCAAGUUCAUGAAAGACAUCAUCUCGAGAAAGCGCCCAACUGAUAUAGACCCGAUCAUCCUAACUGAAACAUGUAGUUCCAUUCUUCAAGGUAUGAAAAUCCCAGUGAAAAAGAAAGAUAGAGGAUCGGUUACUAUUUCGUGCACUAUUAGUGAUAGAAAACUCAAGAAGACUCUGAUUGACUUGGGAGCAAGUGUGAGUUUGAUGCCACUAUCCAUCUACAAGAAAUUAGGCCUUGGUACCAUUCAAGAUACUCGGACGAUGCUUCAGUUUGCCGAUCGUUCUGUUAGGCGACCUUAUGGAAUAGUGGAAGACGUUUUGGUAAAGAUAGAUAAGUUUGUUUUUCCAAUUGACUUUGUCAUUAUGGAAAUGCCUGAAGAUGAGGAGAUUCCUCUCAUAUUGGGAAGACCAUUUUUAGAGACAGGACGGUGCAUGAUAGACAUAGAGGAAGGAACGAUGACCCUCAAAGUCUAUAAUGAAGAGCUAAAAAUUUAUGUGCGGAACAUGAUGCAAUACAAAUAUGAUAUUGGCACAAGCCACACUAUAGAGAUAAUAGAUCAGGUAAUUGCUCAAGAAAUUGAAAAGAAAAUGCCCCAAUCACCGUUAGAACGUGUUUUGAAUUUAUUGAUUUUAGAAAGUGAUGAAGAUGAGGGAGAUUCUGAAGUGCUCGCUAUGAUGGAGAAACAACCUGAAUGGAUUAGAUCUAAACCACACCAGUGGGAAGAUUUAAGACCACCCCACCAUCAGAAAUCACUCAAGAACCCAAAACAGGGGCAGAUCUGA
Lathyrus oleraceus (garden pea) is the source of this 795-nucleotide messenger RNA. RefSeq lists its product as uncharacterized. The transcript has a single exon. Gene Ontology annotation, biological process: proteolysis. The record is from RefSeq and is a predicted model, not a curated record. NCBI's taxonomy places the organism in Eukaryota, Viridiplantae, Streptophyta, Magnoliopsida, Fabales, Fabaceae. The coding region runs from base 1 to 795 and encodes 264 amino acids. Gene Ontology annotation, molecular function: aspartic-type endopeptidase activity.